AGAGUAUUGAAACUGUCGUCUUCGAGUGAAAUGACUCCUUACUUGUUAAUUAUUCUUUCAUGCCUCAAAAUUCUCUGUAAAACUUUUCCGCGCGAUUUAAACACACCCUGACACAUGAUAAUAUCUCCGGCUCAUCCUGAUAAGCAAAACCAAUAGCUGAGAUGAGUUCGGCAAAACGCAAACCUCGUACUCCAUCCCCUCUCGAGGACGAGGGUUUGUUUACGGGGCCAAAUCAAGAGGAUUCAUAUACGGGACAAAAUACAGAAGAUUCAUUUACUGGAAAAAAUAAGGAGGAUUCGUUUGCCGGUCGCAAGUUGUCGGUUUCGGAGUUCGACUCUCCAGCAUUGCUGGAUUACGAUGCAGUGGCUUCACCAAGCGCGUCCAGCACGUCUUCUGAGCCCAGCUACGUACGACAACCUGGGUUCGAGCAUCACGCGCAUGAAGUUCCAGUUGGGAGAUCAUCACAUACUCAGCAAAGUGACUUGAAAACUCAGAAAAACUUGCUGCCCAAGAGAAUCAAGAAGAAAAAAUGUCGUCCGGAUGAAGGGUGUGACAUGAUUGCUAUCGAUGUAGGACCAAGUGUUCCCUCAACUAGACCAAAAAUAAAGAAAGAACCUCUACCAAUGAAGCUGCGAGACUUGCCACCGAGCUUCUGGGUGCAGCCCAACAGAGCGAGCUGUCUGCCACCGUCUGGCACGCUGCUGCCACCGCUGCUGCUGGGCAAGGACUAUCAUGACGUCACAGACGUACGGCCGGUCACUCCCCCAGAGGUCGGUGAGCAACGAGUGUGUAGGGGAGACGGCAGUAAGUACUCCGUUUCUUCCCCCUCACCCACUCUCUCCAGCCACUCACUCCUCAACCUACAUCACUCACCAUCAUCGUCAUCAAUCAUAAGCUCCACCAUCAACACAUCUCCUUCAUCAUCUUCACUAUCGGCCCUAGCAUCACAGACAUCAUCUUCAUCAUCACAACCCAAAUCAUCCAUUUUUACUGGCUCUCUACAUUCACCGCCACCCGAUGCUGUGAUGUCACCUAAUAUACAACCCUGCACAUCACCAACAUCACUGUACUCUGCAUCACAAUCUCCUACCAUGAAACAUCAUCCAUCCUACUCAUCGCAAUCUUCUUGUCCUGCUUUAUUCGGCGAUUUAUCUCAAUCUCCACAUUCAUCUUCACCAAUUCUACUAUCGUCGACCAAGUCAUACCAAGAGCGCCGGGGCGAAACCAUCAUCAAAGUGGGCAACACGGACCUUCUUUUUAGCCUCUUCGAUAAGGUUGAGCAAGGAGACCGAAGAAAACUUCAACUCUUGAAGAGAACUCGGGUGAGGAAAGGUAGCAACCCGCCUCCGGUGCGCCACCACCGGGACGACGACCCGUGCCUCGUGGGCGCUGUGACGGAGGGCCUCUUGCCGCUGCUCGACUCCACCCCUCACUCGUCAGGGGCGUCCACCCCACUGGGGACCAGGCAUACCCAGCAGGUUGUAGAAAUGGUGAACCUGAAAGGAAGCAACCGCACGUGGUCGCUGCCAUCCCUAAACGUCGAGCCAAACUACAGCCAGAUGCUGUCCGAGCUCGUCAUGAAACUUUGACCUCAUAUCAACAUGAUUACUCGCUCGGCUGUUUUGUAAAUUUUAAUAUGUAAUAUGGCUCGGUCAACUGUUUUGUAAAUCCUAAAAAUACGGCGCUGUUAACUGUUUUUUAAAUCUUAAAAAUAUGGCUCCGUUAACUGUUUUGUAUAUCCUAAAAAUACGGCUCCGUUAACUGUUUUCUAAAUCUUAAAAAUAUAACUCCGUUAACUGUUUUGUAAAUCUUAAAAAUACGUCUCCGUUAUCGGUUUGCAAAUCUUAAAAUAAUAGCUUUAUUAGCUGUUUUUCAGAUCCUAAAAUAUGACUUUAUUAACUGUUUUGUAAACCAUUAGAGAGUGACGCGAUCGACUUAUUUUGUAAAUCUUUAGACAAUCACUACAUUGACUGUUUCGAAAGUUCAAAAACAAUGACAUGAUUGAUUGUUUUUGAAAAUUUGAAAAACAUUGACGUGCUUGCCUGUUUUGUAAAUCUCGAACGACUGACAGACGUCAGGAAUUUCUGAAGUCCGAAUGAUAUUUUAUCUCUCAAUUCCAUACGGUAUUAUAAAGACCUAUUGUUACACAUGAGUAGUUUCUUCUACGCGGCAUAAUGCAAUAUUGAACGAAAUGUUUUUAUGAACAGUGCACAUUAUCAUUGAUGUGGGACCAUAAUUCUAGCGUUGUUUAAAUUAAAUUGAACACAUCUGGAUCGAUCAAAUAGGAAAUUGGUCAUUCACUUCUUAAUAUCCGUUAUAUAAUCGCUCAUUUUAGAAGAACGCAAACAUAAACUCUUCAGCAAUGAUAUACAAGUAAAUUUUCGGUCAAAUUUCAAUUAAAUGUUUCGAGAUUUCUGCUUAAUAUAUCAGCUAAAAUGAGAUUAUUUGAACAAGAAGAGAGAAACUUAAUGAAUCUAAACUCACAAAGAUAAAAGUCAGUUAUUUGUACCAGUCUAAAUUUGCCUUGAAAAACUUUGAGUAGAAUAAACCCAAUAAAGAUUAAGCGAGAAAAAUGGCACGGACUUCGAUUUAGUGACAACCGGUUUUGUAAUUCAUGCUUCUCUUCCUAAAAAGGAAAGGAAUUUAAUGAUUUUACAGAACCCAUUUGAAUUAUACAUUAAACUUGUUAAUUUUCCUGUCAAGGAAAAUUUCCGCAAGUUAUACGAUUAAAUUUUUGUUUCAUGCAACAAGCCAACAACAUAUAAAUUUGUUAUACUACUUAGACCAAGAAUGAAUUCAUUUCAGUCAUGUAGGUAUAUAUCACGAGGCUCAAAUUAAUCUUCGGUUUCGAUAUUUAUUUUUCCACAAACGUAUCCAUUUAAUAGCUAUGCUCAAUUAAAUAAGAGCAUUUUUGACAGCCCGGAACUGAUUUAAACUCUAAACAAUGCAUUGUGUCGCGAAAGCUUCAGAGCUCAUUCAUGUUCAAAUGUUUACAUUAACACGAUCAUACUCGCGUGUAAAUAUGAGCAUGAAUAAUGAGAACAUUUCUCCAUUGAUUAUGAAAGCUCUCACGUAAACCAACCUCAUUGACUUGCAAACUCCUACACUUCUUAUCACUUAAAGCAACGUUACAUCUCGUCCAGCGAACUGAACUAAUGUUUCGGAACCUCCGGUCAUUAGAUAAACGUAGUAUUUCUGUAGAAAUGAUAAUUGAAGCUUUUUAACAUGUGUCUGUGGGAUUUGUGGUCAGUUGCGUACGAGAAUCCUUUCUGUGUAAGCAUGUAUAGAGGUUUUCCUCAGUGGACUGGAAAUUAGAAACCGCUGUUCUUGAUUUUGGUACAUUAGAAUCUUAAUUCGAACAAUGCGAUGAAUUUUUUUUCACAACUGCAUGGGUAGUUUUUUCAAUACUAUUAUUUAUAAUUUUUAUUAGACAAUUUUCAUACCAAGUUUGAUUUUGUUGUUGUAAAAGUGUAAUUUUUGUACAUUUAGCAUGUUAGAAGCAGAUAUUAGAUACAGGUAUUGGUUAUUGACACGUUCAUAAAACUGACCCUGAGCUAAUUACAUCUUAGUAAUUACUAAGAUCUACUGAUCCUGAGCUAAUUACAUCCCGUAUCGGAUUGAAUAUUUCUAAUUUGUGAUAUAACAACGGACCAUGCACGAGUGUUUCUCUGUAUAGAAUUAAU
Molecule: messenger RNA, 3683 nt
Organism: Hyalella azteca
Lineage: Eukaryota; Metazoa; Arthropoda; Malacostraca; Amphipoda; Hyalellidae
Exons: 5
Coding region: 162-1589 (475 amino acids)
Source: RefSeq, a predicted model, not a curated record